Molecule: messenger RNA, 1038 nt
Organism: Brassicogethes aeneus
Lineage: Eukaryota; Metazoa; Arthropoda; Insecta; Coleoptera; Nitidulidae
Source: the annotation of a GenBank genome assembly
AUGGCUCCAAGAAGAAGUGAUAUUUGGUUUCAUUUUGAUGUUCUAAAAGACGAGUGCAACGCCAAAUGCUUGUAUUGUAAACAAGUGUUAUCCACAAAAAAUGGUUCAAUGGGUAACUUACAUAGGCACAUGAAGACAAAACACCCUACAACUAGCAUUGCUAGAACUCUAGUUAAAUCGACAGUUACUAAUGAUAAAAAAGGAAAUGAAUCCCUGGAAGAAAUAAAUGAAACAGAAUCAAAUGGCAAAGACAGCAAUUUUACAAGUGUCAGUAAUAGCAGUAGUGACAAUAAGAUUAACAGCUUUGAAGUCCCCAAACAAAGAAAGGAAAACACACAGUCUGAUAUAACAAGUUUUGUAUAUUGUAAAAAGCCCAUAUCAAUAGCAAGAAGCAAACAAAUUGAUCAUCAAAUAUUACGAUGGAUAGUAAAAGGUUUUCAUGCAUUCAGAAUCGUAGAGGAGGUUGAAUUUCAGAGUCUUUGUAAAAUGCUAUGUCCUAAUUACAAUGUGCCAUCAAGAAAAACUAUCAGCAACAAUUUAUUGCAACAGCUAUAUCAAUCGAAGCGAGAGAAGAUUGAAGAAGAAUUAAAUCAAGUUGAUUAUAUUUGCAUCACGACUAACAGUUGGACCUCUACAAAUAAUGAGAGCUUUACUGCAAUAACUGCUCACUAUAUUAAUGAAGAACAGUCACAAUUAAAAUUAAAGGCACACCUUUUGGAUUGUUUUGCAUUUGAGGAAAAAUAUACUGCACAAAAUUUAGCCACACUUUUGGCUAACAAAUUUAAAGAGUGGAAACUUGAACAAAAAAUAGUGUGUGUGGUCAGUGAUAAUGCAGCUAAUAUUAUUGCUGCUGUACGGGAAGGCGGGUGGAAAUCGCGUGGUUGUUUUGCCCACUCAAUAAAUCUCUUGGUUCAACAUGGCCUGAAUAAAAUAGAUUCAAUUUUGGAAAAACUAAAAGCAAUUGUUGCGUUUUUUAAAAGGAGCUCUACAGCACUUGGAAAGUUAAAAAAAAACACAGCUUUAUAUGGGAUUGCCUGA